AUGCCAUUUCCAACACCCAUCACCAUCCCAUCUUCCUACGAGGCCCUGGACCUCACACACGUCAAGAUAUCCCAUCAUCCGCCCGGGAAGCCAACAGCUACACCGGUCGUGAUAGUGACGUUGAACCGUCCAGAGAAGAAUAAUGCUUUCACGCCGCAGAUGGCGGAUAGCCUAGAAUGGGCGUUUAGGACCUUUCACCUCGACUCGCGGGUUAAAGUGGUCGUUUUGACUGGUGCUGGACGCAUGUUCUGUGCUGGGUCGGAUUUGGAGAUUGGAUUUGGGAAUGGAGAAGGGAGAGCUGUAGAUUUCAGGGAUAUUGGUGGGAGAGUCACCUUGGCUAUGCAUCGGUGCCACAAGCCUACGGUUGUUGCCCUUAACGGUUCUGCUGUGGGUGUUGGUAUGACCAUGACUCUACCAGCUGCAAUUCGUAUUUGUCACGAGAAAAGUAAAUACGGAUUCGUCUUCACUAGAAGGGGUCUAACCAUCGAAUCUUGCGCUUCUUUCUUCCUACCUCGUCUAAUCGGACUAUCAAAAGCGAUGUCCCUGAUCACAACAGGUGGCAUCUUCCCCGGGACUUCCACCUACUUUGGCGAUCUAUUCACAGAGGUCUUGCCAGAUGCAGCUCAAGUUCUCCCCCGAGCCUUGGAACUUGCGCACGAAAUGGCCGAGAAUGCUAGCCCACUAGCUUCUGCCAUGAGUCGCACGCUGAUGUGGGAAGGCCCUCAAUCACCUGAGGCGGCGCAUCUUCUCGAGUCGAGGGUUUUCCAUCAUAUGACGGGUCAAAGUGAUUAUAAAGAGGGUGUGAACUCCUUUUUGGAGAAGCGGAAGGCAAACUUUCAAUCUGAUCCUCAUGAGAAGAGUCCUCAGGAUUAUCCGUGGUGGUCUGAGAUAGACAUCAAGAUUGAACCACAGGCGUCCAAGGCGUCAAAGUCAAAGCUAUGA
This is a messenger RNA of Penicillium soppii, 942 nucleotides long. RefSeq names its product Enoyl-CoA hydratase AKT3-1. The transcript is spliced from 4 exons. NCBI's taxonomy places the organism in Eukaryota, Fungi, Ascomycota, Eurotiomycetes, Eurotiales, Aspergillaceae. The record is from RefSeq and is a predicted model, not a curated record. Bases 1 to 942 code for a protein of 313 amino acids.